Messenger RNA from Telopea speciosissima, 3128 nucleotides. RefSeq names its product ATP-dependent DNA helicase Q-like 5. The record is from RefSeq and is a predicted model, not a curated record. Gene Ontology annotation, cellular component: chromosome; nucleus; cytoplasm. Gene Ontology annotation, biological process: double-strand break repair via homologous recombination. The transcript has 19 exons. Gene Ontology annotation, molecular function: 3'-5' DNA helicase activity; nucleic acid binding; ATP binding. The coding region runs from base 80 to 2959 and encodes 959 amino acids. Lineage: Eukaryota; Viridiplantae; Streptophyta; Magnoliopsida; Proteales; Proteaceae.
UUUGGUUAUUGGGGGCUCAGGCGUUCCUUACAAACAAGGUCUUCCUUCUACCUUACAACGGAAUCAUUAUCUAUCAUCCAUGGAAACCGAUUCAGACUCCGAAGGCUCUCACGUGUCUGCAACUCCGCCUAGAGACCCAACACCUCCACAACAACCUCCUCCUGUCCUUUUGUCUUCCAAAAAAGUUAGGGUAGAAGUUACGGCUUCGUCCCGCUCAAACAACACAUCAAAACCGAAACACGUUUCAAAGCAAAAACCUCUCAAAUCCAAAAUCGAGAUCAAAACUAAACCAUCCAAGGAGGAUCCACCACCAUAUCUUAUCCCAUCCGCUGAUUUCUCCAUCCUUCCUGGUUCAUUAGUUAAAAUCCAUAAUCGAAGCCAUGGGAUCUCGACGCAUUCUUCUGUGGAAAACCUUUUGCAGGGUUGUUUACCCUCCAAAUUCGCAUCUUUCUCGAAGAUCCGGAGGCCCUUCUUCGCUGUAGCAUCGACUGAGGAAAAUACGAUGCAGCAUUCUCCGUCAAUACCACAGCCUCAGUCUAUUGUCGGUAGUGAUUGUGUGGAGGGUGAGCAGACUUUCGCUGGUUCUGUUUCUCUAGAGACCAGUAGCAGAGCUGUUCAUGUCAGUCAUCACAACAAAUCUAUGGGGAAGCUUCCUAAUUUGAUACGUCACAAUGUAAAUCAGUUGCCUGCUAAACGGCCGAAAUCUACAGGUGAAGGAAAUUUUGUUAGGCUAAACAUCAAUGGCUAUGGACGCAAGUUCACCAACAAGUGGGCAAAAAAACGGAAUUCCUCUUCAUCUCGUUUCAGGAAAUCUUAUCGGAGAAGUAAAGGAAAACCGAAAACUGAAGGUGAAGCUGACACGGUUGGUUGUGAUGAAAAUGGUUUAGUCUCGGAGAUACCAAAACAGGAGGAGCAGUGCAGAAAUUCAAAAUUUAGUCAUGAAUCAAUCGAACAAGCAGUCUUGGAUGCUCGCGAUGAACCGUCUGAUGAGAACCUAAUGAAGCUGCUGAAACUGACUCAUGGCUAUGAGUCGUUCCGUGAGGGACAGCUGGAGGCUAUCAAGCAGGUUCUUGCAGGUCGGUCAGUGAUGCUGGUUCUCCCAACUGGUUUUGGGAAGUCAUUGUGUUAUCAGUUGCCUGCGCUGAUUUUACCUGGAAUAACUCUGGUUGUGAGUCCGCUGGUGGCUUUGAUGGUUGAUCAACUAAGGCAGCUACCCCCAAUGAUCCGGGGUGCUCUUCUUUGUAGCAAUCAGACAAGUGAAGAGGCCUCUAUAACACUUCAGCAGCUUCGAGAAGGAGCAAUCAAGGUUCUUUUUGUCUCGCCAGAGAGGUUUUUAAAUGCUGAAUUCUUGUCCAUGUUUGAGGCUACCCCACCUGUAUCACUUGUAGUGAUUGAUGAAGCUCACUGUCUUUCUGAGUGGUCCCAUAAUUUCCGGCCUUCGUAUUUGAGGCUCAAGGCAUCAUUACUUCGAGCCAAGCUCAAUGUUGACUGCAUUCUUGCAAUGACUGCAACAGCAACAACCAAAACUUUGCAUGUGGUUAUGUGUUCCCUGGAGAUUCCUGCAACAAAUCUCAUUCAGACAUCUCAUAUAAGGGAAAAUUUACAGCUGUCUGUAACAUUAAGUGCUAAUAGAUCAAAAGAUUUGUUGAUGUUGAUGAAGUCUUCUCCUCUGGCAGAAGUUCGGAGCAUCAUUAUUUACUGUAAAUUUCAGUUUGAAACUGAUACACUUAGCAAAUACCUUUGUGAUAACAACAUUUCUGCAAAGAGCUAUCACAGCGGCAUUCCAGCGAAGGUUAGAAGUCGUACUCAGGAACUGUUUUGUUCCAACAAAAUAAGAGUGGUUGUGGCAACUGUGGCAUUUGGCAUGGGGCUUAACAAGAGUGAUGUUGGAGCUGUUAUUCAUUACAGCUUGCCAGAAAGCUUGGAAGAAUAUGUUCAGGAGACAGGGCGUGCUGGACGGGAUGGGAGGUUGUCCUAUUGUCAUCUUCUUUUUGAUGAGUCAACUUAUUUCAGGCUUCGUAGUCUUCUAUACAGUGAUGGUGUAGAUGAGUAUGCUGUAAACAGACUUCUGUGUCAGAUUUUCAGCAAUGACAUGAAUUCACAUGGGAAAAUAUGCUCCAUAGUCAAAGAAGCAGCAUCUCGGAAACUUGAUAUGAAAGAAGAGGUUAUACUCACGGUUCUAACAUACCUGGAAGUAGGGGAAAUGCAGCACAUAGGCCUACUUCCACAGCUGAAUGUAGCUUGCACCUUGUAUUUUCACAAGACUUCCCCGGAGUUGCUUGCUGGAAAGGAUAUUUUAGUUGCUACAAUUCUCAAAAAGUCCGAAAUAAAACAAGGGAACUACACUUUUGAUAUACCUAGCGUGGCAAAUAGCAUUGGCAUUACUGCUGUUGACGUAUCAAAUUGGUUGCAGAACUUAAAGUCGAAGGGAGAAAUAACAUAUGAGACGAAGGAACCAGGCUUUUGUUAUACAAUUGUAAAAAGGCCAGAAGAUUUUUGUUCCCUUGCUACACAUGUCACUAGAUGGUUAUCUGAGGUCGAAAAUUGUAAGGUGCGGAAAUUAGAUACAAUGUUUAAUGCUGCAACUUUUGCUGCAAAAGCAUGUACAAAAAUAGAUGGUUGCUCUGGUAGCCAGCAUACUCGAUGCUUUCAGAAGAAAAUUUUGGAUUAUUUCACCAGAGAUGAGAACACCCCUUCUUGUGAAUUGCCAACUAAGAUGGACCAUAGCAGCCCAUUUUUGCAGGCAGAUAUAAAGGUGUUUUUGCAGAACAAUUCACAUGUUAAGUUCACCCCAAGAGCAGUUGCAAGGAUAAUGCAUGGCAUUGGAAGCCCAGCUUACCCUUCUACAAUUUGGUCCAAGACUCAUUUCUGGGGAAGGUAUUCACAGACAGACUUCCCGGUUAUAAUGCAAGCGGCAAUGACAGAACUCAUGAAAUCUGCUGGAAAGGAAGUAUCAUAACUGGAAUUACAUGAUUUGCCAUUCCUUAUAGAAACAUUUAUAGUCCACUAUAAGAUUAUUGUUGUAAUAUUAAACAUGUUCCUUUUUAAAGAUUAAUUGUGAUGAGCCAGCAGUUAGCCAUGUAAAUCAAUGCUUUCCAAUAAAGUGUUUCAUUCCUUCAGAUGAUUGA